ACGCAGGCAGAUGCUGCUCACUUUGAUUUCCCAUGUGCAUCGUCAUUUCAGAUCCACAUCGAGGUCCCUCCCUCCACGCUCUUUGCCUCCCCAGAUCCCGAUCUCUCUGCAACAGCACAGCAUCCUUCUAUGAUAAAACGCCAGUUCUUCCUUCUCUGUAAUUUAUUUUCGUAUUUUAGUUUAUCUCUCCAGAGAAAGCACUGGCAGAAAAAGUCAGUGAAGGUUCGUACCGACUGAUCUUUCAGGAAAAAAUUUCUUCACCGAGAGGGUCAUGGGGCACUGGCAGAGGUGGAGUCCCCGUUGCUGCAGCGUUUACACCUUCCAGAGAACGUGAGCGGAGUCUGCCAGCGCGGAGCGAGCUCCCGAGAUUUUCCUGUGAGUCUUGCGAGUCCUUAUAGCCCCGGACCCGAAGCGCUGCGAUCAUCUGAGAAUCUGAUUUGACCAUUCCACCGAGCUCGUGAUUACGGGAAAAAAAAAGCCCGUGCGACCAUCGCUCCAGACACAGGCAGCUCUGUGUCAGCUCUCCUGCAGCGCUGCGGAGGGACCGGCCGGAUUAUCAGAUUUCCACCGGAGAAUACAGAUCCUGGAUUAUUGAGCUACAUGGGAUUUGCGUGUUUCUUUCUAAUUAGUCUGUGAGUCUGAUUUUUAAAUUCUUUAUUUGGAAGGGAGUGGGGGAGCUGCCUCCUAAAAGAACAGAUGUCUCUUUUCUCUGACAUUUUAUGCAGUUAUUCUGGUUAUUCUGUGCUCCGUAAAUGACUUACUGCCUUAAUUGGAUAUUGGUGUCAAAGGUUGAUUAGACUCCCUAAUAGAUUUUGGACCUGCAAGCGGAUUGCAGUUUUAAAUGCGUGGUUAAAACAAUCGUGUUUGCCGUCUCCCGUCGAACAGUUGAGGGGAAGACUGAUUUAUUACAUUUGCCGUUAUCUUCUCUUUGGUUUAUUAAUGUAUCAUCAUGAGGUUGUCGGAUUUGGUUUUGUUGUUGUUGUUUUUUCCCCCUCUGCUGUUUCAUUUGCAGACAAAAAAGAAAUGAAUGUCAGAGAGGAUUUGUUUAAUCAUUUAACAGCUGACACAAGCCAUGUCCCUAACAAAACGUUGGUGAGAGUAGAAGAUUUCUGGAAUACAGCAGCUCCAAUACCGUGAAGCCGCUUCAGCGGGCCAGGAAAGCGUUUGCUGAAGGAUGUGGUAGCCUGGGAGUUGGGGCUCUCUGGGACGAGAUCAAUGGCUUGCAUGGAGCUUCUUUACCUGGCUGAGGAGAGCAGGCAGGCACGUCUGGACACCGCUGCUGGAUGGAGCCUGCCUUCCUCUUCCUAUGAUCAUCAGCAGUGUGAGGGGGCUGAGGUGGACCCCAGAGCAGCUGCUGUCGUGGCAGCCCUGCACUGUGAAAGGCACUGCAAGCCCUUGCAGAGGGGCCCAGUGGCUGAGACCCCUCCAGCACCCAAGACCUCCCCCUGGGGCACCUCGCCCCAGGAGCACCCUGUACCCCCUGGCAUCUGCCAGCCCUGCCACCCACCCGAGCGCUUGCCUGGAGAAGAGAGCAGAGGGAAGAAGAAAGCCUGCUGCUGUGUCCAGGAACUCGAGACUUCAUUCACCUGUGUGGAUGAAAAUGUAAACCUGGAGCAUGCAAAAAGCCCCUCCAAUCCUACAGGAGGCAGCUGCUGCCAGGAUGCCCCUGUGCAGCAGCGUUCCUGCAGGGAGCUGCCACAUGAGUGGGUGCAUGAUUCUCCUUCCCUGGUCUCGGAGGAGGAUGAUGCUGCCUCAGAGGCGGCGGCCGGGAAAUCAGUGGACUAUGGGUUCAUUAGUGCCAUUUUGUUCCUGGUUAGUGGCAUUUUGCUGGUGAUCAUUUCCUAUGUGGUACCCAGAGACGUGACUGUGGAUCCCAACACUGUGGCUGCCCGGGAGAUGGAGAGGCUGGAGAAUGAGAGCGCUAGGAUUGGUGCUCACUUGGACCGCUGUGUUAUCGCUGGGCUGUGUCUCUUAACUCUGGGGGGAGUGGUGCUCUCCAGCCUGCUGAUGAUGUCCAUGUGGAAAGGGGAGCUGUACCGGAGGAGCAGGUUUGCGUCCUCCAAGGAGUCUGCAAAGCUCUAUGGGUCUUUCAAUUUCAGAAUGAAGUCUAGUGCAAAUGAUAAUAUGCUCGAGCUGUCGUUAGUUGAAGAAGAUGUGCUUGCCAUAGAUAAUUAGUGUGAUCAUGAUUUUUAAGGCAGCAUUUCUACAGGAAAAGAUGUUUCAUUAAAGAAAACAGAUGCGGCUAAAGAUAGCUGGUGAUGCAGUUUAUUUGUCGGACAAGAAUGUUUUUUUCUUAAGCUCUAUAAUCGAAUGUUUGCAGUAUAUGAGCAGUUGUUGUAAAGGGAAGAUGUGCCAGAGAAAAUGCAACUGAUAUAAAAUAAUGAAAACCACUGAAUAAAAAGAGAUUUGUGAUAAGUAGGUUCCUCAGAUACUCCUUUAUCUUAAUAUAAAACAUUCCAUUGGUGUCUUGCCUAUAUAAUUUUCUUAUUACUCCCUUAUGGAACAGGAACGACCUUGACACUUUGGAAGCUGUUAAUUAUUGCAGCCUGCAGGAUUAUUAACAUUCUGCUUGGAGCCAAUAAUCAAAUAGCAGGGAUAAUAUUUAAUUAAAAGAGGUGCUUUUUUAUCCUUUAAUUUUAAGCUGACCCCUUCUCUUCUGUUGAGUGAGAGCAAAGGGAAAAAGGAACACCACUUGGUCAUGACUUCCUACAACCCUCCCAUAUUUUCAAACAAUUGUACAGUUAGUGAUGAUUAUUUAAAAUGUAAAAUAAGAGCAAAAGGGCAGGGAGCCAUAUGGCUCAUGGUAUUGGUAGGAGACAAAAGGCUCUUUCAACUUGAGGUCAGUGGCUCCAUUUCAGCUCAGAUUAGCAAUGAUUGAUAGUCAUUAACUUCUGAUAGCCGUAGUGACCCAUAUAAGAGAAGUUUAGUUCCUGGUGAACAGAUGUCUUUGUAUGAAAACUGCCAUAAGUUGAAUUAACUGACCUCUUGUUUGGAGUCUCAAAAGAGUAAAAGAGUGAAGAAGCAUGAGGAUGCUUAGACUGAACACUUGUCCCUCAGUGCAGAUGCCAGAUAUUCAAGCUCUGCUGCAGGGCUUUGGUUAUAGUAGAGAUGUCUGCAUCUUACUGGUCUUUUUGAAACUUCAGUUUUAUGUCACUAGGCUGUCAGCCUUCUUAUAACCAGCAAGGAAAGGUCAGAAAGGAGCUUUCUGGGGCUUGUUGAAUAAAAACUCAUUUAUUUGUAAAAAAUAAAUUGUCAGGAAAUAGAAAGGUUAAAUAUUAGGCAGUUGGACAGGUUGACAUGGGACUCAACAUAGGAGAUGAUCAAGUGUACAUGUUGUUAUUAACCACAGUUCUGUGGCACAGUAGCUGAAAACCUGUACCACUGAUGUUUUUUAUUAUCAGCCAGUUUCUGUGGAACAUUAAAACUGUGUUCUUGCAGUGCUGGGAAAACCAACAAAGAUUAUUGUAUGCACUGUUGUCUGUCCUUACUGAAUAGUGGUUUAUAAAUAUAUAUAUAUGUCAUGUUAACAUAUAUAUGUCCUGUUAACAUAUAUAUGUAUGUUUAUAUAUAUAUAUGUAUAUGUGUGUCCCUGCCAAAGCUAAGCAUGAGUGAAGAUCUCUGAACAGCCCACGGCUGCAGAGUUGUAGCAGAAAUGAGAUUCACUGUCACAGCCUUGCCAGUCAUGAGCUAAGUCUCAAAUAACAGGAAUAUCAGUAUUUUUUUAAAUGGGAUUUUCUUCUUCGCUGUGACACACUUGAGAAGAGUUGUCUUGGAAAGAGAGCAGAUCUCCCUCAUGCUGUUUUGCCCAGGAAUAUGUGGCUGCACAAGGUUCAGAAUUACAGCUGGAAGAUGGAAACAUUUCUCAUUCCCUCUUCUUUGACUGUUCAUGUCAGGAAACACAUGCAGCACCCGAGUCUGGUGCCUAGUUCAGUCCCUCCUGCCUACUGGCUGUGGCAGCUGGCGUGGGUGCCUUCAGCUGAGGGCCCAAGGAGCCGCACUCCUUCACGUUCAUGCCUUUGGUCACUGUAAAUUGCAUGGUGUGGUACCCAGGCUUUAACAUUGGCCCCGCAAAAGAGAUUCUGCUUCAGAUGUUAUCUGCCCCAACUGCUGCUUUAGUUCAGUAUUAUUUGGUAAUUAAACGAGCAGCCUUAUCUGACAGUGCUGCUGCCUAGUAGAUGAUUUGCCAGUUCGUGAUAUGGAGUGUGUUCGCCAGCAGGAACUCAACAAUGGCCAGCAUCUCCGCAGUCAUCUUUGGAGAGCUUAUAUCCAUCUGGAUGUGUCAGCAGGGAUUUAGGAUUGAAUUUCUAGGAUAAAUAAAUGGAAUAGCUUCCAGAUGUAAGGAGAAGCCUUCAGCCUGUUCUGAUUGGUGAGUGUGAGGAAGGAAAUAGCCCAAGAAGCAGGACGUGGAGGAGGAAGUCUCCUCUUUAGCUGGCCUUUACCUGCUGGUGCGUAUGAGAACACUGCCUGCAAAGCCUGACACAUGGCAUGAAGUGAGGUGGUGGGACAAUGCUGCUUCCUGUCCCGUCCGAGGAUGGGAAGGGGCUGGUCAUGGCUUCCAGAGGAUUGGGGAGAACUGUGCCAAGUGAGAGGGCAGACAGUGCUGAGCCAGGGGCAGUGAGCUGGUGAGGAGCAGGGGACAGACAUCGCAGGGGAUGAAAACCUUUGCACUAGCCUGGGCCCCUGACGGGAAUUGCUGCACUCACCUAUGCAGCAGAAGCUCCAAAACUGAGGCUGGUGGUUUUGGGACUUGUUAUUUUUAUUUUUUAAUGAUACGUAUGCAUAAGAUUGGAGUAUAUUCCAUUAUUCCAGAAAGAUGACAGCUAAAUCUGUAAGGAUCACAAGUUUCUUGUAGGAGCCGUGGCAUGCCUUAAUGCUGAUUAUUAGGACUAGAAAAGAGAAUGUUCCCUUGACUGUCAGGAUGUUAUUAUCAAGUGAGAAGUUUUCUGACACUUUGUAAAAUGCCUGUCACAGAUCAUGAGCCUGCAAUACUUAUAUGAAUCCUCAAAAUUUCCCUGAGCAUUUUAAGGAAAUGUAAGUCAACCUGAUAAUCUAAAUAUGCCCUGCAGAUGUGCGAGGAGUAAGAAAAUUUAAAAUGGGACUAACACAAUUUCUUUAUUUUGCUGUUAGUCUGUACUACAAAAGAGGUGAAAGAGAGGAGUUUAGCAGAUAUAAACUCUCAGGACAUUUCUCUGAUCACACAACAAAUAUUUUUACAAACUACUGGACUGUGUGGGUUUGUGGUUCGGUAUGAAACCUCUGGACUCUCAGAUUCUCAGUUGCCAGGUGCAAAAGAGACCAAAGCACUUGCUGUCUGGUGGCAGGUGGUGGAAGGUUAAUGUAUUCGCCUGCUUCCCGAUGGAAGAGCCUUUGUAUGGUUCACCUUGCACAGGGUGGUACCAGUCUGAGGCCAAGGGAAACUAAUUGUCCUCUUAUGCACCCUUGCAGUUUGAUUUCUCCUGCUCAAAAUGUAAAUGCUUUAAGGGUAAAAGUGUGAAGAAAAUUGUUUUGGUUUAUUUUUUUUUUUUGCCUGUGCUAAAGUUGUGAUGUGAAUCGCUGCAGAGCUUUCUUUGGGGAUCUGAAUUUUGGGGCAUACCAGCUGGGUGUUAGGUGUCCCCUGGAGCACCCCAGGAACAUACUGGGAAAUAGAACGUGACACUUUACUUUUUUCUACCUCAUGACGUGUCCACAGGCCGGGCCCUGCCCUGGCCGCUGCCUUCCUGCUGGAGGGAGCUGGAGUCCUGCAGCCGGGGCGGAGGUGCCCACACUCCCCCGCGCCAUGGCGGGUGCCUGCAGCCUCUGCUGGGCUCCCCAGUCUUCAGACAGCUUCUGACUCGCUUUCUCCGUUUCUCGUUUAAACAUCUGUGGCGGAGGCUGGCCAUUUGGGAACUGCCUGGCACCUGCUCGGGACUCUCACUAAAAAGGAGGACCAUUGCCGAAAGGUCCCGGCUGCACCAGGCACGGCCAGCCUUGCCAUCUCAGUGCCAGCCCGGAGCCAGCCCUGCAGCAGAAAUGCUGGAGCCUCUUUCUUAGGAAGCUGUGCUGGGUUGUUUGCUGGUAUUGAUGUGUUUACAGUUUUUACCUUUGUAAUUCUUUUAAACGUCUGUAUGUAGUGAAUAUAAAGUUUACACACUGGGAAAGCAACCGGUUUAAUCUUGUAAAACUCGUUUUUGACCCACGACAAGGCAAAACGUCGCAGUCCAUCGUGAGCUUUUCAAUAGUGCAUUUGAUGCCUUAUUAUAAUUGCGACAACAUCUGUAUAGACUGAAAAAUAAAAGUCUAUAAAGCUGAGUGCUGCCAUCGUGGUCAUCGUUGCUCCUUGCUGACUGGCUGGUCACAGCAGCUGACUCUUUCAAUCUUUCCACAAGC
Cuculus canorus (common cuckoo) is the source of this 6366-nucleotide messenger RNA. RefSeq names its product transmembrane protein 74 (gene TMEM74). The transcript has 3 exons. NCBI's taxonomy places the organism in Eukaryota, Metazoa, Chordata, Aves, Cuculiformes, Cuculidae. Bases 1216 to 2175 code for a protein of 319 amino acids. The record is from RefSeq and is a predicted model, not a curated record.